CUCAGUUGUCUGGAGUUCAGCUUUGAGGAUUGUAUUGUUAAGGUCUAAUGUCAAUUGAUUUAUAAAGACUCAAAUGUCGGUGAAGCUGUAGUGAAGUCCAGCGGUUGUUUCUAUGACUGCGUUACGUUAUGUCCGAUGCCGAAGUCUGUGAUUCAGUUGAAAAAGAUAUUCAGAAGGAAAUAUCAGACAAACUUUUUGCUGCAAAAGAAUGGGGAAGUUAUUUAUUUUCAAAAGCCGUGAAGUCCAGUGAGGAAGCAGUUAAGAAACUUAGUGAUCGAAUAGAUUUAACCGAAAUCAAAUCAGUUGUAAAUAAUGUAACAGCUUCUGUCAAACAGGUCCCACUCAUACGUGAGUUUGAAAAAGCUCAAGCUGACUUUGCUGUAACGUCUCAAAAUAAGAAUGAAGAAGCAGUUCGUUUUCGUUCAUCAUCUCAAUCUGAACUUCCACCAUGGCAUCCCGAUAUAUGCGGAUUAAGUGAUUGUGAUGCCUUAUCUUCACUGAAAGAACAAAUCCUAGCUUUAAGUCAAAAUCCAAAUAACUUUCUUAUUUCUCCUCCUGAAGAAGCUCAGCUCGAAUGGACAUCACCAAUACCUGACAAUUUAUUACGUGAAGCUCAAAUCCUUUUAAAAGAAGAUCCUAAUUUAGGUUCUAUAAGGUAUCGACUUGUCCCUAGCAAAAUUAGUGAAGAGAUAUUUUGGAGAAAUUAUUUCUAUCGUUUAUCCUUAAUACAACAAUCUGCUAGCCUCUCCGCUGUUAUGGACGAUGCUCAUCAACCAAACAUGGGUAAUAAUGGUGGUAUUACAAAUGAUAACAAUGUUUCUGACACUGAUUUUGUAUGCGUUGAACAAAAUCCUAUUUGGUCUCAAAUGAAUACAAAUCUUAAAGAAAAGGAAAAAUCUAAUGAAGUUUCAAAUAAUAAUAAUAAUAAUCGUAAAGCAAAUAAUUAUUCUAUGAAAUCAAAAAUAACAUCAGAUAAGUCUUUAAAUACUUCAAGAUCUAAAGAGAAAUCUAAAAUGAAUUCAACAAACAUUUCAAAAUGUUCACCAACUUCUAUUUUAAACAAUUCACAAAAUAAUGAUAAUUCUUCUCAUAGUUCUUCUACUAAAACAUUGGAAGAACAAUUAGAAGAAGAGAUUGCUCGUGAAGUGGAUGAACUUGUUUUAACUAAAUCAGAGAAUAAUUCUAUUCAUCCAAUUAAUAAUAAUAAUGAUAACAAUGAUGAUGAUCUAUCUGUAACAGAUGAAAUUGAUGAAGAAUUAGAAUUGGAAAUAUUAGCUGAAUUAGAAGGUGGUAAUAAUAUGGUCGGUCAUUCCACUAGUUGUAAUGUUGAUGAUAGUGUCAAAGAAGCGAAUAGUUAAUGCAAGAGAAAAAGAAUGUUAGACAAAUACAAAAAAAAAAACAAUACAAAAAUUCAUUGAAAGUACACUUUUGAUUCUUUUCUUUUUAUGCCAUUAAAAAUUUAAAAUACAAUAAGAAGUGUUUCUUUCUUUUGUAUAACAAGCCGUAAUUAUCUUUGAUAUAUACAUUAUUGUUUCUUUUUAUUUCGCAAGUAAUUUCCUUCUCCCCCCCUUGUUUUUUGGCAAAUUAAAAGAACCACUGAUCACCUGAUUAUAAUUGAUAAUGUUGUGUAGUUGCGUUGUUUGUUUCUCUUUUAAUUUUUAUCCAUAGUGUAUGUGGUGUAUUCACCACUUUCCUUUUCACAAUUUUUGUUCACAUAUCAAUUAGUGAUCACUAUAUUAUUAUUAUUAUUAUUAUUA
Molecule: messenger RNA, 1757 nt
Organism: Schistosoma intercalatum
Lineage: Eukaryota; Metazoa; Platyhelminthes; Trematoda; Strigeidida; Schistosomatidae
Source: the annotation of a GenBank genome assembly